Rhea pennata is the source of this 1377-nucleotide messenger RNA. RefSeq names its product smoothelin like 1 (gene SMTNL1). Gene Ontology annotation, cellular component: filamentous actin; microtubule organizing center. Gene Ontology annotation, molecular function: protein binding. Gene Ontology annotation, biological process: actin cytoskeleton organization. The record is from RefSeq and is a predicted model, not a curated record. Lineage: Eukaryota; Metazoa; Chordata; Aves; Rheiformes; Rheidae. The transcript has 7 exons. The annotation marks the transcript as partial.
GCGUCCAGCGGCGGGGCAGCCGAGGGUGCUGGGAGAGAGGGCAAGACAGGGGCCGCAGAGGAUGCUGGGAGUGAGGGCAAGGCAGCAGAGGAUUCUGGGAGAGAAGGCAAGACAGGGGCAGCAGAGGAUGCUGGGAGUGAGGGCAAGGCAAGGGUAGUAGAGGCUGUUGACAAGGAGGCUACGGCAGAGGCAGUGGAGGCUGCUGGGAAUGGUGCCAAGGCUGCAGCAACAAAGGAUGAUGGGAGUGACUCCAAGGGAGCAAAAGAUGCUGGGAAUGAGGGAAAGGCCAAGGCAGUAGAGGCUGCCAGGGGCGAAGCCAAGGCCGCGGCAGCAAAAGAUGCAGGGAGUGAUGCCAAGGCCGAGGCAGCAAAGGACGCUGGGAGUGAGGCCACGGAAGCAGAGGAUGCUGGGAGUGAUGCCAAGGCCGAGGCAGCGGAGGCUGUGGGCUGCGAGGCGGAGGCCAGGGCGAGUGGGGAGGCCGGGGUGGGGGCAGCGCAGGGCGCUGGGGGGGCGGGUGAGGGCGCAGCAGUGCUGGCGGAGCAGGCCAGUGCGCCGGUGCCCGGGCAGGUGGUGGAGACCCGCGCAGGCCAGCAGGCCCGGCAGGAGCCCGCAUGGCUGCAGGACGAGGACGACGAGCUCUGGCCCGAGUUCCCCCCCGGCUCGCCCACGGGGGGGCCCGCCAGCCCCACCUCCCCCGUGUCCCCCACGAGCCCCGUGUCCCCCACGUCUCCCACAUCCCCAACGGCGCCGGUGGCUCCUGCAGCCCGCACUGCUGGCACCAUCGCGGGCUCGAGGAGGGCAGCUGAGGUGGCACCAGGGCACCGGGCCGGGCCGCGGGUGCCAGGAGGCACCCGAGCGCAGGGGCGCAGCGCCAUCCUGGAGAAGUUUGGAGGGGCAGCCACAGGCCCUGCCCCCCACCUGAAGCGCACAGGGGGUGCCAACACGGUGAAGGCCAUGCUGCUGGAGUGGUGCCGUGCCAGGACCCGCAGCUACGAGCACGUCGACAUCCAGAACUUUUCGGGGAGCUGGGGCACGGGCCUGGCCUUCUGUGCCCUCAUCCACAGCUUCUUCCCCGACGCCUUUGACUACGCCAGCCUGGCGCCCCACAACCGCCGCGAGAACUUCACCCUGGCCUUCACCACUGCACAGGAGCGGGCCGACUGCGCCCCGCUGCUGGAGGUGGACGACAUGGUGAGGCUGAAGGUGCCCGAUGCCAAGUGCGUUUACACCUACGUGCAGGAGCUCUACCGCAGCCUUGUGGCCAAGGGGCUGGUGAAGACCAAGAAGCGCUGAUGGGGGGAGGGGGGAGGCUUCCAGUGUUCCCACCGACACCCUGGACUGGCCAGUGGUGGGCGCCCCCCACCUCAGUGCCCUUCG